GCAACAAACGCAGAGACACGGCUGAUUGGAACAAGGCGAACGUUAGCUAUCUGAAGUGAUUAAUGUGAUUUGGUUCAAUUUGCUGUUAUAAAGCACGAAUAUCUCCAACAGAAAUGACAUCGGUGGUCCAGUACGGGCGACGGAGAGGUUCCAGUAAAAGUGCUGAAGGAGCCAGAUCGAACCUGCUGCCUGACCUGCGACAGGUCACUGUCUUAACCAAAGCAGACUGGCUGAGGAUCCAAGACGAACUAAACAAGGUGGAUAAAAACAAAGAGAGGACGCGAGAGGCAGCGAAACAGAGGGAGGACCUGCACCUGCAGUCGAAGGAGGUGGUGAAGCUGUGGUCCAACACCAUCGCAGGUCAAAGGCAGAAGAAGCUGGAGGCGAGGAAGAUCCGCGAAGAGAUCGAGGAGGGGAAACGGAAACAGAUUGAUGUAGAAGAAGCCAAAUACAGGGAAGAGAAGCGGAGAGAAGCCAUCGAAAAAGCCAAAACUCAGCUGUACUAUCAAACCGACCGAGUCAAAGGGUUACAUCGUGCACUCAUGCUGACAGAGGUUCUGAAGGAGAGGGAGGCUCAGAUUGAGCUAAAGCAAAGGAUAAAAAGUGCUUAUAAGGAGGUGGACAAAGACUACACGGCUAUGGUCAAAGCAAGGGAGGAGGAAGCGCUGAGACAGGAGCAGGAAAAGGCCCAGCAGACAAAGCUCCACAGACAGAGUCUAGCGGAAGACAUCAUGAAACAGAUCAAGGAAAAUGAGGAAGAGAGACAGCGACAAAAGAGAGAGAUGAAGAAGGACGGAGAGGAAAUCCAGCGUCUCCAGGAGCUCUAUCAGUGGGAGCAAAUAAUGGAGGAAGACAAACAAGCCGAGCAGAAGAGGAACCUGAUGCAGACUCACCUGGAGCAUCUCAGCAACAGAGAUCUCAUAAAAGCAGCAGAGGUGCAAAAGCAGCAAGCUGAGGAGGAGCAGAGGAAGCGUUUCUUAGCGGCGAAACAAAAAAUGAUGAAACUGAGGAAAGAGAAGGAAACGGAGUUGUUCAGAGAGGCCCAGAGUCACAGGGAGAGGAUCGUUACCCAGCUGGCGGUUAAACAGCGUGAGCAGACGGUGAGCGAGGAGCAGAGGAUCCUGAAGGCGGUGCAGGAGCAGGAGGCCAAGGAGGCGCAGCAGCGAAGGGACGAGGAGGAGAAGAGGGCGGCGAUGAUGAAGGCCAUCGCUGUGCACAGAGAAUUAAUGAAACAAGAGAAGGAGCAGACGGAGAAGAUGGAGCAACAGACGUCAAGAGACACAUUUCAGGCCAAGAAGGAGGCUGAUAGAAUAUUCACUGAAAAGCAACAACUGAAGGCACAAAAGAUCAGAGAUGAAGAAAGAGGAUUACAGGACUUCAACGUCACACUAAUGGCGGCGAAACUGGCCAAGAACCAGCAGCAGAGAAGAGAUGAGCAGGAAUUCCAAGCAAAGAACGCAGAGCUUUUGGCCGAGGAGGAGGAGCGCUUUCAGCGUUACUCACGGCUCGUCAUCGACGCGGCGGCUGAGGCCGAGCGGAACGUGCUCCCGCUGUGCAAAGCUGCCAGGGAGGGGGUCGGGGGAGGCCUCGGGCCCGUUUUCAGCGGCGUCAGGCCCAGCUACCUGGUCCAGGACCGCAGCGGCGCUCAGAUGCCCACGUACGUGUGUGAGGCCACCCAGAACAUGAAGAAGCUCAAUGAAGCCGUGGACAUUCAAGAGGCAAAGAGGAGACUUGGAUUCACGUGGUGAAACCCGGCAUUUCACGCUUGUUUGUGCCCAAUAAACAUUUGCCUACAUUCAUCAGA
Betta splendens (Siamese fighting fish) is the source of this 1804-nucleotide messenger RNA. It is a transcript of the gene cfap210, whose product is annotated as cilia and flagella associated protein 210. The record is from RefSeq and is a predicted model, not a curated record. The transcript has 9 exons. Lineage: Eukaryota; Metazoa; Chordata; Actinopteri; Anabantiformes; Osphronemidae. The coding region runs from base 114 to 1748 and encodes 544 amino acids.